Messenger RNA from Hypoxylon trugodes, 1137 nucleotides. RefSeq names its product Mgm101p-domain-containing protein. Gene Ontology annotation, molecular function: single-stranded DNA binding. Bases 77 to 964 code for a protein of 295 amino acids. Lineage: Eukaryota; Fungi; Ascomycota; Sordariomycetes; Xylariales; Hypoxylaceae. Gene Ontology annotation, cellular component: mitochondrial nucleoid; mitochondrial chromosome. Gene Ontology annotation, biological process: interstrand cross-link repair; recombinational repair. The record is from RefSeq and is a predicted model, not a curated record. The transcript is spliced from 2 exons.
GUCAAAAUCGAUAGCCGCUAUCGUGUUUCUACAACGUCAACAAACACCACGAUAUCAACCUACCCCUGACUAAACAAUGGCCUCAAGGACGUUAACACCGCUGCGGGCGGUGUCUAGAAGACUUCGUGCGCCGAUAAAUUCUUCGGAUCGAGUCCAAUUCCCUAGCCGAACCCUCUUCAGCGCCUCAAAACCGAAAACAAGCAACGUACCCCCUCCACCAGCCUCCAAAUCCGCGUCCGCAUCUACAACAACCACUUCCUCCGCUUCCACCUCCAAACCCACGCCAGCCACAGCAUCCAAACCAACCCCAACAUCCGGCACCCGCACACCAAUCCCCGCAGUCUCCGGCACGCCCCUCCCCAACGCCCCGGGAACAACCCAAGCCUACCCCUCCCCCUCUUCCUCCUCCCAAACCGACAUCGACACCAACGGGAACGGACCGAUAGACUGGACACAAUCCUACCACGGCCUAGGAACCUCCGCCUUCCCCAUUGAAACCUCCGCCAUUCUCCAAGCGCGUCUCGACCCCGAAGAUAUAGAAGUAAAACCCGACGGCAUAAUCUACCUCCCCGAGAUCAAGUACCGCCGAAUCCUAAAUGCGGCGUUUGGCCCGGGGGGUUGGGGUUUGGCUCCUAGGGGGCAGUUGACGGUGCAGGAGAAGUUGGUUACGCGGGAGUAUGCGCUUGUGGUGCAUGGACGGUUUGUGGCACAAGCUCGAGGCGAACAACAAUACUUCAGCGAAGACGGCGUGUCAACCGCGGCUGAGGGAUGUAAAUCCAAUGCACUCAUGCGAUGCUGCAAAGAUCUGGGUAUUGCUUCGGAGUUAUGGGACCCGCGAUUUAUUCGCAAGUUUAUGAAGGAGUAUGCUGUUCAGCAGUGGGUCGAGCACGUUACUACCAAGAAGAAGAAGCAGAUCUGGUUGCGCAAGGAUGACGAGAUUCGUUACCCGUGGAAAAAGUCAUAAUAAGAGAAUAAGGAGGCGGUGUAUGAUACGAAGAGGCGGGAGAUACCCCGAUGUUAGACCCCUAGCAUGAGGUACGGGGUCAAUCAGACUGCUCUAAUACGAGUCCAGAUCUGUGUAUAUACGUACGCACGCAUCACUUCACUACAUCACAUACAACAGACUAUAAAGCAUAA